Messenger RNA from Tinamus guttatus (white-throated tinamou), 786 nucleotides. Its product is annotated as phospholipid scramblase 1. Gene Ontology annotation, molecular function: phospholipid scramblase activity. Gene Ontology annotation, biological process: plasma membrane phospholipid scrambling. NCBI's taxonomy places the organism in Eukaryota, Metazoa, Chordata, Aves, Tinamiformes, Tinamidae. Gene Ontology annotation, cellular component: plasma membrane. The record is from RefSeq and is a predicted model, not a curated record.
AUGCCUGCGCCUCCUCCUCCUCUCUACUGCCCUCCCGGCCUGGAAUACCUGACCCAGAUUGACCAGAUAUUAAUUCAUCAGCAGAUUGAACUUCUUGAGAUUAUUACUGGCUUUGAAACAAACAACAAAUAUGAAAUCAAGAAUACGUUGGGGCAAAGAGUUUACUUCGCAGCAGAGGACACCGACUUCUGUACCAGGAACUGUUGUGGACCGUCGCGACCUUUCAACAUCCACAUUCUUGACAACCUGGGCCGCGAGGUGAUAAACUUGCAGAGACCCCUCAGAUGUUCUUCAUGCUGUUUCCCUUGCUGCUUACAGGAGCUGGAAGUUCAGGCUCCACCAGGAACACCAGUGGGUUAUGUUGUCCAGAACUGGCAUCCCUGCCUGCCCAAGUUUACCAUUCAAGAUGAAAAAAGAACAGAUAUACUGAAAAUUAUUGGCCCAUGUGUUGUCUGCAGCUGUUGUGAGGAUAUUAAUUUUGAGGUGAAGUCCCUUGAUGAAACUUCACCUGUUGGGAGAAUUUCUAAGCAGUGGACUGGUUUUGUGAAAGAAGCAUUUACAGAUGCAGACAAUUUUGGCAUCACAUUCCCAAUGGACCUUGAUGUAAAAAUGAAAGCAGUCAUGAUUGGUGCUUGCUUCCUUAUCGAUUUCAUGUUUUUUGAGCAUGGUGCAGAUAAUAAACAGCGAACAGGAGUUUGGUAAUGAAAUCUAGAACUUUUUGUUUAAAAAGAAGAAGAAAAUAAGUUGCCUGACUUUCCAGUGGAUUACAGAACUCGAGCGAGAAUG